AUUCUAGGAACUAUAUUUGGGAAAGAUAUUAAAGGUUCAACCUAUUGUGAAUUUUACAAUGAAACAUUGUGUGCAGAAUCCCAUCAAAACUGCUCAGAGAGAGAAGAAUGUGUUGUGCACGAUCCAGACAAGCGUAAUCAUUGUUACGUACUGUGGUCAGUCGACAAUGUUACUAAAAAAACAAUAAUUAAGUUGAAGGGUUGCUUUUUGGAUAGCAAUGAUUGUUAUGAUAAGUCGCAAUGCAUAGAGGAUAAUCCAGAAAGAAAAAAAGAUUUAUAUUUUUGUUGUUGCGAUGGUGAUAUGUGUAACCAAAACUUUUCUUGGAAUCCACAUCCGACUACAUCUUCUAAACCUACACAACCAUCUGUUAUUAAUGAAUCUGAUUCUAUAUCCAAUACAGAGAAGCAAGCAAUUACACUUAUAUUAUUGAUAUUAAUCCCUAUGCUUCUUACGUUUGGUUCACUUUCUUUGUGGUGGUUCUGUCGUCGUCGAAGAUUGACGUAUUUUAACGAGGUACCAACAUUAGAACCACUUCCAUUACCACAACCGUCACCUAAUUUAGGUUUACGUCCGAUACAACUUCUUGAGAUUAAAGCUCGAGGUCGUUUUGGAGCAGUUUGGAAAGCCCAAUUGAAAAAUGAGAUUGUGGCAGUUAAAGUUUUUCCCAUUCAAGACAAGCAGUCCUGGCAGACUGAACAAGAGAUUUUUAAGCUUGCACAUAUGGAUCACGAGGACAUACUACAUUUUAUAGGUGUCGAAAAGCGUGGAGACAAUUUACAAGCUGAGUUUUGGUUAAUCACAGCAUAUCAUGAGAAAGGUUCAUUGUGCGAUUACCUGAAAGCAAAUGUUGUAACAUGGCCUGAGAUGUGUAGAAUUGCAGAAUCUAUGGCAAGAGGUUUAAUGCAUUUACACGAAGAAAUCCCGGCUAAUAAAGCGGAUGGUUAUAAACCAGCUGUAGCUCAUAGGGAUUUUAAGUCAAAAAAUGUUUUGCUAAAGGCUGACAUGAGUGCCUGUAUAGCGGAUUUCGGCUUGGCGCUUAUUUUUCACCCAGGGAAACCUUGUGGCGAUACGCAUGGACAGGUUGGGACACGAAGAUACAUGGCACCAGAGGUUUUAGAAGGGGCAAUAAAUUUUACUAGAGAUUCAUUUUUACGGAUCGAUAUGUAUGCUUGUGGGCUAGUGCUAUGGGAAUUAGCUUCAAGAUGUACCGUACAAGAUGGACCAAUAGGAGAAUAUCGACUACCAUUUGAGGACGAAGUCGGCCUUCAUCCUACUCUAGAAGAUAUGCAAGAAAGCGUUGUUCAUAAAAAAGAAAGACCGCUCAUUUUAGAAACUUGGCGUAAACAUCCAGGACUUUUAUCAAUUUGUGAUACAAUGGAAGAAUGUUGGGAUCACGAUGCCGAAGCACGCCUUUCCGCUUCGUGCGUAGUAGAACGAGUUGCUACUCUCAGUAGGACUCUUGUAUUAAAUUCAUCUACUUUGAUUCGAGUUGAUAAUACCAACGAGAUUAUUACUACCAAGGAGUCUAGCAUGUAGUUAGCGUGUCUAUACAUUAUUAUAGUUUUAAUUCAAUGACACAACCACCAUGUUUUGUAUCAUAAUUUUGUUAUACAGUGGAUGAAAGGAAUAUUUGCACACUUUGUUUUCUCGGACUAACAUUAGAAACAAAAUGAGAAAUAUUGCUAAAAAAUGCUCUUUUAUACUGAGGCAGAAAAUAUAUAUUAUUAAAUAUUGUUAAAAAUAUUCUGUUUGUAUUGUUUUAUUAACAUUUAUAGACAUUUGUAGAAUAUUUUACAAGCUAUUUCAUAUUUCUUGUCUUAAUGUGCCAAGAUAAAUUAUAUCUUGUAAACUAUUUUUGAUGAAUCUACCUUAAUUUUUUAUUGCUUUAUAUAUAUAUAUAGCUUUUUAUCUAAAUAUAUCUAAUAAAGUAGCAUUUCUCUAUUUUGUAUUACAUUAUCCAAGAAAUAUGGAGUGUGCAAAUAUUUUUUUUUUACCCAUUGUUCAUAUCAAUGAGGAAUGUUGAAUAAUAGUAAAAAAAGACAAGCAUAUAUUUUUUCAAUCUUAUGUUUUCUUUUCUUCAUAUUUUUUUUUAUUGAGCUGUGUUAUUAAUCUUUCCUCUGAUCCUAUGUCAAUGGUCAUUAUUUAGGACUUUAUCAUUAUCUUAAUAAAAAUAUAUGAACCGUGCUAUAUUUUAUAUUUUUUAGUGUCUGGUGCAGUGGUAAUAGGUUCAUUAAUGUUAAAUAUUAAAAAAAAUUGUUUUUGAAUUAAAAGAUACUACAAGACACGAUAUAAACAAGGUAUUACAAAUAAUUGCAAGGUAAACAACAAAAGUUAAAUAUGAAAUCACAAUUAUCUAUUUACUAUAUUAUAUCACGAUAUUAUAUUUUGUAUAUAUGAAUGUCUCUCUCUUUGAAAAACGUAAAUGAAAAAAGCAUGAUAUAUUUAGAUUUCUUAUCGAUUAUUGCAACAACUUUUAGACGACAUUGUAAGAAUAUAUAAAAUAUUAUUUUUUACUUCCAUUUAAUCAUUAAUUUGUAGAUUACAUUUUUAGAAUAUUUUAUGAAGAUUUGAUAUAUUUACCUGUUCACUCGCAUUUUUAAAAUAAAAAUUCGGCAGCGACCUGUGAUUCGCUGGCUACCCACACAGUAAAAGAAAAAAAUCUGCGUGGUUUUGCAUUGACAUAUCUUGGAAAAUCGUAAUAUUUUUUAGAAAGAGAGAGAGAGAAAGAAAGCAUAAGAUAUCUAGAGUAUAUUUUUAAAAUAUGCUAAUGUAAUCACUGCCGUAUUAUGUAUAUUAUAUAAUGAUGUAUAUAUAUAUUUUUUACUAUACGUCUAAAAUAUUCUCGGGAUGUUGCACGGAUUUUUUCUUUAUUAUUUUUACACAUUUCUUAUUUUUAGAUAUCCUCUUAAAAUAUAUUAAGAUACCUUCUGAACAUCUCGUGGAUCAGAAUAUACUUCAGAGAUAUAUUUAUUAUAAUAAACUAGUAAUAUAUUCGUAAGAAAAUAUUGCGAUAUGUUUUUAACAAGAUGAUUUUAAUAUCUUUAUCACGCAGAUUUUUAUUGCUGUAUGGGUAGACGACUGUAUCAUAUAAAUUUUUAUAAUUAGAAAGCAAAAUUUGUUUUCACAGCGAAUAAUACAUACAAUUGGAAUUGCAA
Messenger RNA from Formica exsecta, 3155 nucleotides. RefSeq names its product activin receptor type-2A (gene put). Gene Ontology annotation, cellular component: plasma membrane; activin receptor complex. The record is from RefSeq and is a predicted model, not a curated record. Gene Ontology annotation, molecular function: activin receptor activity; activin binding; ATP binding. Gene Ontology annotation, biological process: activin receptor signaling pathway; cellular response to growth factor stimulus; protein phosphorylation. The transcript is spliced from 8 exons. The annotation marks the transcript as partial. Lineage: Eukaryota; Metazoa; Arthropoda; Insecta; Hymenoptera; Formicidae.